Molecule: messenger RNA, 3285 nt
Organism: Rhinolophus ferrumequinum (greater horseshoe bat)
Lineage: Eukaryota; Metazoa; Chordata; Mammalia; Chiroptera; Rhinolophidae
Gene: STRN4
Product: striatin 4
Exons: 18
Coding region: 19-2301 (760 amino acids)
Cellular component (GO): dendrite
Molecular function (GO): armadillo repeat domain binding; calmodulin binding; protein phosphatase 2A binding
Source: RefSeq, a predicted model, not a curated record
GGCCGGCCCGGGGCCUCCAUGAUGGAGGAGCGAGCGGCCGCAGCCGUCGCCGCCGCCGCCUCCUCCUGCCGCCCCCUCGGCUCGGGCGCGGGCCCCGGUCCGACGGGGGCGGCCCCGGUCUCUGCCCCCGUCCCCGGGCCCGGCCCGGCUGCUAAGGGAGGCGGCGGCGGGAGCAGUCCCGGGCCCACGGCGGGGCCGGAGCCCCUGAGCCUGCCCGGGAUCCUGCACUUUAUCCAGCACGAGUGGGCGCGCUUCGAAGCGGAGAAGGCCCGCUGGGAGGCGGAGCGCGCCGAGUUGCAGGCUCAGGUGGCCUUCCUCCAGGGAGAGAGGAAGGGGCAAGAGAAUCUCAAGGCAGACCUGGUACGACGGAUCAAGAUGUUAGAGUAUGCGCUGAAGCAGGAGAGGGCCAAGUAUCAUAAAUUGAAGUUUGGGACCGACCCGAACCAGGGGGAGAAGAAACUGGACCUGUCAGAACAAGUUUCCAAUGGCCCAGUGGAGUCGGUCACCCUGGAGAACAGCCCGCUGGUGUGGAAGGAGGGACGGCAGCUUCUCCGGCAGUACCUGGAAGAGGUGGGCUACACCGACACCAUCCUGGACAUGCGGUCCAAGCGCGUGCGGUCCCUGCUGGGCCGCUCGUUGGAGCUCAAUGGGGCUGUGGAGCCCAGUGAAGGGGGCCCCAGGGCAACGCCGGGCCCUGGGGGGCUCAGUGGCGGGGAGUCACUGCUGGUGAAGCAGAUCGAGGAGCAGAUCAAGAGGAAUGCGGCAGGCAGAGAUGGCAAAGAGCGCUUGGGUGGCUCGGUGCUGGAGCAGAUCCCCUUCCUGCAGAGCUGUGAGGACGAAGACAGCGACGAGGACGACGAGCUGGACAGUGUGCAGCACAAAAAGCAGCGCGUGAAGCUGCCAUCCAAGACCCUGGUGCCCGAAAUGGAAGACGAGGAUGAGGAGGAUGACUCAGAAGACGCCAUCAACGAGUUUGAUUUUCUGGGCUCAGGCGAGGACGGGGAGGGCUCUGCAGACCCUCGGCGAUGUGCUGGAGAGGGCACCCACCACGAGCUGGAAAGCCGGAGGGUCAAACUCCAGGGAAUUUUGGCCGACCUUCGGGAUGUGGAUGGGCUGCCCCCCAAAGUGACUGGCCCGCCUCCUGGCACACCGCAGCCCCGGCCACACGAAGGUUCCUUUGGCUUCUCCUCAGACGUUUUCAUCAUGGACACUAUCGGGGGCGGGGAGGUGAGCCUGGGGGACUUGGCAGAUCUCACCGUCACCAAUGACAACGACCUCAGCUGUGAUUUGUCUGACAGCAAAGACGCCUUUAAGAAGACAUGGAACCCCAAAUUCACCCUGCGCUCACACUACGAUGGCAUCCGUGCCCUGGCCUUCCACCACAGCCAGUCGGCUUUGCUCACCGCUUCCGAGGACGGCACACUUAAACUCUGGAACCUGCAGAAGGCUGUCACAGCCAAGAAGAAUGCUGCACUAGACGUGGAACCUAUCCACGCCUUCCGGGCUCACAGGGGCCCCGUGUUGGCAGUAGCCUUGGGCAGCAACAGUGAAUACUGUUACAGUGGUGGGGCAGAUGCCCGCAUCCACAGCUGGAAGAUUCCAGACCUCAACAUGGACCCCUACGAUGGUUACGACCCGAGCAUGUUGAGCCAUGUCCUGGAGGGCCAUGGGGACGCUGUGUGGGGCUUGGCCUUUAGUCCCCCCGCCCGGCGCCUGGCCUCCUGCUCCGCUGAUGGCACUGUCCGCAUCUGGGAGCCCCGCAGCAGCAGCCCUACCUGCCUCUGUACCUUCUCCACAGCCAGCGAUCAUGGGAUCCCCACCUCAGUGGCCUUCACCAGCAUCGAGCCUGCACACAUCGUGGCCUCCUUUUGCUCUGGCGACACAGUCCUGUAUGACCUGGAGGCUGAGACUGCUCUCCUCACGCUGGAGUCUCCGGGGAGCAGCGGCCCCACCCAGAUCAACCAGGUGGUGAGUCACCCAAACCAGCCCCUCACCAUCACCGCCCAUGAUGACAGAGGCAUCCGCUUCCUGGACAACCGGACAGGGAAAUGCGUGCACUCCAUGGUUGCCCACCUGGACGCGGUCACCUGCCUGGCCGUGGACCCCAAUGGCGUAUUCCUGAUGUCGGGAAGCCAUGAUUGCUCCCUUCGUCUGUGGAGCCUGGAUAACAAAACAUGUGUGCAAGAGAUCACAGCCCACCGCAAGAAGCACGAGGAGGCCAUCCACGCUGUUGCCUGCCACCCCAGCAAGGCCCUCAUCGCCAGUGCGGGCGCCGACGCCCUGGCCAAGGUCUUCGUAUGAUGCCCACCUGGCCCCGCCCUGGCCAGGGAUCGGGGCCGGGCAGGUGGGACGGAGGUGCCUCCCAGCCUCUUCCCGCCUGUCUUGGAGCCUGGUGGUGCUAAAGGCCCUUUCCCCAGGAGGCGCUCCCCCAUGGUCUGCCCUUCCCCCAGCAUCCAGCCUGGGGAGUUGCCUCCUUCAGGAAUCACCCUCCAAGAUGGCCUCUGGGAGUUUCCUCUCAGCCCUGACACCCACUCCUGGUCUCUGACCUGCCUUCUGGCAGUAGCACAACCAGGGCUGAGUGUCCUUGGGGAUCAGCUUUUCCAAGAUGCCAGAAGGUGCCAGGUUCUCUCUUUGAACCCCUGACCCCUCCUCUCAGUCCUCCCAGACCUGGGUGGGAACUGCUGGGAGGAACCCAGAUGCCCCUGCUCUGGGUCUUUCGGGGAGCCAUGGAGCCAGCUGGACCCAGGCUAUCCCCAGUGGGAGUGCUAAGCACACCCAGUCCACCACCCUCACCUCCAGUUCCCUCAACACAACUUUCCAGACACUACCCAAUGCCUCCAAGGUCAAUAGCUGCCUGGGGAGCAGGUGAUGCCCUCUGGGGAGGUGCCCGCCCCUACCUCCCCAACACUCCUCCAAGGGCAGCCCCCUCCACCCCCACCAGGUCACCCAGCGGGAGAGAUGGCCUUCUUUUGCCCCUCCCUGAGGCAAGAGAGGGUGGCGUGGGGUCCCCUGGGUCCCACGUAACUCCCUGUAUAUCUGUAUAAAUAAAUGGGAUUUUAAUGGAGCCCCCUCCCCCCAUGUCGUUAUCACUGUGUGAUAGUCUGUCAGUCUCCUCUCCUGGCCCUCCACUCUCUUCCUCUAUUUAUUUCACUCUUUUUGGGUUCCAUCCUGAGCCCUCAGGCCCCCUUUCCAGAUUCCUGUUUAUAAGCCCCAUCCCCUACUGUCCUGGACUUGUAUGUGAAACUUGUCUCAAUAAACCCUUUGGAGUAAGAUGGGUGGUAGUAC